UGAUAAGGACUGCGAUUAAGUUUUACUAGUCACACUCCAGCUGCUGAUUCGAGUCUAUUCAAGUUCCUACUGAAAGUUAUGUCUCAACAAAAGGCCCUGAUACUGGAGAAAGCCAAAGGCAAAUUCAUUGUGUCCGCAGUACCUAUAUUAAACCCUGGUCCUGGACAGCUCUCCAUCAAAGUCAUUGCUACUGCUUUAAACCCGGUCGAUUGGAAAAUCCAGGCUUGGGACUUUAUUGUACAGAAAUAUCCAGCCAUUCUUGGUAUAGAUAUUGCAGGCGAUGUAGAAGAGGUUGGUGACGGUGUUCAAGGCUUCUCUAAAGGCGACAAAGUAUUUUGCCAGGGCUAUUUUUCAAAUGAGAUGGCUAGCUUUCAGCAAUAUACAUUAAUUCCUGCAGACAUAGUUGGCAAGAUUCCUUCCAACAUCAGCUACGCUCAAGCUGCAACCAUUCCCCUAGCACUCACCACUGCCGCGGUUGGUCUCCUACACGCAAAACCCGAAGGAGGAGGUCUGAACCCCACCUUUGAUCCCAAGAUUAACUUUUCCGGACAAUCUGCAAUUGUUGUCGGUGGAGGGACAUCAGUCGGUCAAUAUGCCAUUCAACUCCUGAAGCUGCUCGGUUAUAGCACGAUCAUCGUGUAUGCCUCUGCUCGUCACACCAACAUCCUGACAGCAAUCGGUGCAACGCAUGUCAUUGACCGUGCAAAGGUGCCUGUCAGUAGUUUGGCGGAGGUUGCGAAGGAUAUUGUGAACGUGCCCAUCACAAUAGCUUUUAAUGCAGUCGGGAAUAAGGAUUCUCGAAUGGCUUGCAUCGAUGCUAUUGUGGAAGGUGGCCAGAUAGCUGAUGUGGACCCUGAGGCCAAGAAUGAUGCCCCAGAGAAUGAGAAGAGAGUGUUUCCCAUUAUUGGGAGUUCGCACGUUCACAAAGAAUUUGGUCGUAUCCUAUGGAAAAACCUUCCAAACCUACUUCAAGAAGGAAAGAUUGUGCCCAAUCAGGUGGAGGAACUUCCCAAUGGCCUUGCAGGAAUUGACGAAGGUUUGCAGAAAUUGAAAGCAGACAAAGUUAGCGGUGUGAAAUUGGUUGCCUUCCCUCAGGAAACAGUGUAAGAUAUUCGAAGAAACCUCUUUUUGUAAUUUUUGGUGUACAUGAAAUCAUUCAAAUACGGAAUCGGUUCGCGAUAGCGAAGGAACUCUUUGGGGCUUGGACCUAGGUGGGCCCUGGGUAGCCUUAAGU
Messenger RNA from Lentinula edodes (shiitake mushroom), 1234 nucleotides. RefSeq names its product GroES-like protein. The record is from RefSeq and is a predicted model, not a curated record. The transcript has 6 exons. NCBI's taxonomy places the organism in Eukaryota, Fungi, Basidiomycota, Agaricomycetes, Agaricales, Omphalotaceae. Bases 79 to 1107 code for a protein of 342 amino acids. Gene Ontology annotation, molecular function: oxidoreductase activity, acting on NAD(P)H.